Messenger RNA from Toxoplasma gondii ME49, 1359 nucleotides. RefSeq lists its product as hypothetical. The transcript has a single exon. NCBI's taxonomy places the organism in Eukaryota, Apicomplexa, Conoidasida, Eucoccidiorida, Sarcocystidae. The record is from RefSeq and is a predicted model, not a curated record. The coding region runs from base 1 to 1359 and encodes 452 amino acids.
AUGCUGUCCGUCGGCGCAUCUGCGUGGACACUCAGUCUCCAGUCCCAUGCUUGGAGUGUUGAGACGAGCAGCGCAACAAGUGACGAAUCCUACGUACAUGUACGCCAACCAGUGAUGUUCAGUGGUGGCAUCUCUACUAGGAGCUGCUGCGAUCCUAUGCGGAACACUCCUCUUGAAUUCUCCUUUGACUUCGAGCACCUUCUUUAUUCUGCCCGCAGUUUCCCGGUCCCUUGUUUUCGUUACCACACUAACUUUUGUCAGCUGCCUGACUGUGCCACCACUGCUGCCACAGCAUUUUUACGCCAGGAACAUCCUGGUGGGUUUAAGCGGUACCGAUGUUUAAGUACACAACAGUUGUGUGAGCACUGUUUCCUGCUCUGGUUUCCAUUAUUAAAUGUUAUUUGGCCCCGGGGUUCCCAACGCUGUGUGUUGCGCCACUUUGUCUCUCCGAACUUGUGUAAGAAAAAUCUUAUCCGGGCAGGCGUAAAACCUUUCAUUCGCCACUUCCUUCACAAAUCCUUCCCGUGUCUCGCAGACAGAAGCGGCAGCGAAGGAAGUGUCAGAUUUUGCCCGGCGAAGCAACCCGCGAGAGCCGUUUCCCUCUGUGAAAACCACCUCCUGAAAUCUCGUGCGUGCUCUCCGCUGUUGCUUUGCAUUGCUUUGCAUCGGGACCCUUUCGCCUUCCACUGGGGCGUCCGGGCCUCUUCUUCGUCCACUUUCUUUUCCGCUUGGCACUGUUCUGCCGGUCUACACUACGCUUUUUUCUGCGCGCCUCGCACGCGCGUUCCUCGGAAAUCCCGGAUCGACGAGGAGUUGCCCCCUGCGUGCACCCGUGAUCCGUUCUGGGUAUACCGGGUCUGGAAGUUUAUGCGGGGGCGGUCUUCCGUCUCUCCGGUGGGAGACGGCCUGCGCUGCGCCCCCAUCGUUGACCUGUCGUGUCUGUCCGUUUUCCGGGCAGGGGCAUUCUCAGACUUCUUCGCCUCUCCACAGUUCGUUCCUUUUUUUCUCGGUUUGCGGAUUGCGAAUGGCCCGUGUCUGACUCGCGGGCUGAAGCUGCGGGAUCUUGAUCGAGAGGGCGACACGAUCCCGAGCGUCUCCAACGCGGCCCCGUCACACAGAGAAGUCGAAUGUGGUAUAUGGGGUCCGCGUGGCGGCACCCAGUUCUUCGCUCUCUUGAUCUGUAGCACAGGCGCCCAAAGCGCUCUCCAGGUCGCAACCUCAGCUCCUUUUUUCUCGAGAGAAACAAGUGCAAGCCGGAAGUCAGGCGCCUCCGGUGGCACUGCUGAUCGGGCUGCGCCGCCGAAAACAGCGCCUCUCCCCCCGGCCGGAGAAACUCGACACGGGAAGGUCACGGAAUGA